Molecule: messenger RNA, 1240 nt
Organism: Drosophila grimshawi
Lineage: Eukaryota; Metazoa; Arthropoda; Insecta; Diptera; Drosophilidae
Gene: Pex10
Product: peroxisome biogenesis factor 10
Exons: 2
Coding region: 274-1173 (299 amino acids)
Biological process (GO): protein import into peroxisome matrix
Cellular component (GO): peroxisomal membrane
Molecular function (GO): zinc ion binding
Source: RefSeq, a predicted model, not a curated record
AUACACAUACCGAUAGUUGCGCGACAUCGAUAUGUGCAAUUGAAGAGAGCUGAUGAUAUAAAGGAAUGUGACCAGCUCAUUACACAUGAUCAUCAGUGCUGGAAAAUACAGCUGAGCCACCGAUAAUAUUAUCGAUGUAUCCAUUAGAUAUAGCCAUGGUUAAUCAAAGUCCUCAUAUUUGUUCGCUUAUCUCUGACGAACUUUAAACUGUUGCAUGCAUAUCUAUUGCUAAGCGAUAAUAAUAAUGUAAAUGUAACGCAGCCCUCUUGCAAUAUGGAUUUGCGUAAUGCCCGAGCGCGACAACCGGAAAUAUUACGCUCAGUGCAAAAGGAUGCACGUUACACCAAUGAGCUGGCCGAGGAUUUAUCUGACAUAUUGCGCUUAACUGGCCCUCGAAACUGGAUUAAAUAUAAUCAAUUGUGUCAGUUGAUUGCACAGCUCAGUUAUCACGGUUUCGCCUCGCUAAACAAUCUGCAAACCCUGGGCGAGGAGUACACGGGCAUUAUCCAGGUCGAUGGUAACUACAAACAGAUUCCCAGCCGGUUGCUGCAACUGAUUGCAAUUAUACUUGAGUUUGGCGGAGAUGCGCUGUUUCUACGCGUGUUGCAAAAACUUGAGCUGCACAUAGCCGAACAUGAUCAGAUAGUGCCCGACGCCAAGAAACAACUGCAGAAGCUCAUCCAGCACAUGCGACAAUCGCCCAGCUAUAUUAAAGCACUGCACAAGUCGCUCUUUUAUUUGAACGCCAGCAAAUAUCAACUUUCAAAGCGCACCACUGGCAUUAACUAUGUGCUCAUCCGGCACUGGUUGCAGCCGGAGUUUUCGCUGUAUGGCUACAAAAUUCUUGGCAUUAUAACAUUCCUUCAAGUGACGGUAUCCUUAGCCAUUGGCGGCUGGGAGACGUGGAGGGAGCACAAGCGCCAGCAACUGAACGAACUAAAACAGGCAGCGAAAACUUUUCUACAACGUGAAACAAGCACAAAGCCCUCAGCAGAUGAUGCGCCGCAGUGCAUUCUGUGCCUGGAACCACGCCAGAGCAGCAGCCUAACGCCGUGUGGUCACAUGUUCUGCUGGAGCUGCAUUCUCGACUGGCUGGAGGAGCGCGACGAGUGUCCACUGUGCCGUGAAUCAGUAAAAAAGUCGCAGGUGAUUCAGCUGCAAAAUUACGCUUAAGCAUUCCAUAUUUGUUGGUUGUCAAUAGAUUGGAUUGAUCGGUGUAUCGAUAAUUUAUUAAAAAGUU